This is a messenger RNA of Thyridium curvatum, 1560 nucleotides long. RefSeq lists its product as uncharacterized. The record is from RefSeq and is a predicted model, not a curated record. The transcript is spliced from 3 exons. Bases 1 to 1560 code for a protein of 519 amino acids. NCBI's taxonomy places the organism in Eukaryota, Fungi, Ascomycota, Sordariomycetes, Thyridiales, Thyridiaceae. Gene Ontology annotation, molecular function: acyl-CoA dehydrogenase activity; flavin adenine dinucleotide binding; heme binding.
AUGGCUGUCGACGCACCCCCCUCCAAGACCUUCACCCGCGACGAGGUCGCCCAGCGCGGCAAGUCCGACGACGCCCUGUGGUUCAUCAUCGACACCUUCGUCUACGACGCGACCGACUUUGUCGACGCCCACCCGGGCGGCGAGGCCGUCUUGCGGCAGGUCGCCGGCACCGACGCCACGACGGCCUUCUACAACCUCCACCGCCACGAGGUCCUCGCCCGCUACGCAGACAUGGCGAUCGGCACGAUCGCGGGAGAGAAGCCGAGCAUCAUCACCCCGCAGCCGGGCGACCUCUCGCCCGUCCCCUACGCCGAGCCCCUCUGGCUCACGCCGCCCUUCAAGAGCCCCUACUACGGCGAGAGCCACCGGCGGCUGCGCCGCUUCGUGCGCGAGUUCGUCGACACGCACGUCACGCCCGAGGCGCUCGAGGCCGAGCGCACGGGGCAGCACAUCAGCCAGGGGCUCAUCGAGCGCAUGGGCGCCGCGGGCCUGCUGCACCUGCGCAUGGGGCCCGGGCGGCACCUCGACGGCGCGGCGGAGCUGGCGGGCGGCGCCGUGAAGCCCCGGGAGGUCGACUACUUCCACGACCUCGUCAACACGCAGGAGUUUGUGCGCGCCACGGCCCGCGGCUUCCAGGACGGCAACCUGGCGGGCAUGACCAUCGGCCUGUCCCCCGUGCUCAACUUCUGCCGCAACGACGCCCUGCGCGCGCGCGUCACGGAGGAGGUCUUCGCCGGCAGGAAGAAGAUCUGCCUCGCCAUCACCGAGGCCUUUGCCGGGUCCGACGUCGCGGGCCUGCGCACGACGGCCGAGAAGACGCCCGACGGCAGGUUCUACGUCGUCAACGGCACCAAGAAGUGGAUCACCAACGGCACCUUCAGCGACUACUUCUCCACGGCCGUGCGGACGGGCAAAGGGCUGAGCAUGCUGCUCAUCGAGCGCGGCGAGGGCGUCGAGACCAAGCCCAUCAAGACGAGCUACUCGGCCGCGGCGGGCACGGCCUACGUCACGUUCGACAACGUCAAGGUCCCCGUCGAGAACCUCAUCGGCGAGGAGAACAAGGGUGCCUACGUCGUGUUUAGCAACUUCAACCACGAGCGCUGGGUCAUGGCCGCGGCCUCGGUCCGCCUCUCCCGCGUCGUCGUGGAGGAGUGCCUCAAGUGGUCGCACCAGCGCCUCGUCUUCGGCAAGCGGCUCAUCGACCAGCCCGUCAUCCGCCAGAAGCUCGCCAAGAUGAUCGCCCUCGUCGAGGCCAACCAGGCCUGGCUCGAGUCCGUCACCUACCAGAUGUGCGAGAUGCCCUACGCCCAGCAGGCCCGCCACCUCGCGGGGCCCAUCUCCCUGCUCAAGAUGAGCUGCACGCGCGCCGCCCACGAGAUCGCCGACGAGGCCGUCCAGAUCUGGGGCGGCCGCGGCCUCACGCAGACGGGCAUGGGCCGCGUCAUCGAGAACUUUAACCGCACCUACAAGUUCGACGCCAUCUUGGGCGGUGCCGAAGAGGUCUUGGGUGACUUGGGUGUCAGGCAGGCGAUGAAGAACAUGCCCAAGGCCAUGCUGUAG